Molecule: messenger RNA, 1206 nt
Organism: Antrostomus carolinensis (chuck-will's-widow)
Lineage: Eukaryota; Metazoa; Chordata; Aves; Caprimulgiformes; Caprimulgidae
Gene: CCNL1
Product: cyclin L1
Exons: 9
Coding region: 13-1206 (397 amino acids)
Biological process (GO): regulation of transcription by RNA polymerase II
Molecular function (GO): cyclin-dependent protein serine/threonine kinase regulator activity
Source: RefSeq, a predicted model, not a curated record
CAGAUUGUUGCUAUGGCCUGUAUCAAUCUCGCAUCCAAAAUCGAAGAGGCACCUCGUCGUAUAAGGGAUGUGAUCAACGUGUUUCAUCACUUACGUCAGUUAAGAGCAAAAAGGACUCCAAGCCCCCUGAUACUUGAUCAGAACUACAUAAACACCAAAAACCAAGUAAUCAAAGCAGAAAGGAGGGUACUGAAGGAGUUGGGAUUUUGUGUUCAUGUCAAGCAUCCACAUAAGAUCAUUGUUAUGUAUUUACAAGUCUUAGAAUGUGAACGUAAUCAAACCCUGGUUCAGACAGCCUGGAAUUACAUGAAUGACAGCCUUCGAACAAAUGUGUUUGUUCGCUUUCAGCCAGAGACUAUAGCGUGUGCUUGCAUUUAUCUCGCUGCUAGAGCUCUGCAGAUUCCACUACCUACCCGUCCUCACUGGUUCUUGCUCUUUGGCACCACGGAAGAGGAGAUUCAGGAGAUAUGCUUAACAACUCUUAAGCUUUAUACCAGGAAGAAGCCCAAUUAUGAAUUCCUGGAUAAAGAAGUAGAAAAGAGGAAAAUGGCACUACAGGAAGCUAAACUGAAGGCCAAAGGUUUAAAUCCGGAUGGAACUCCAGCGCUCUCAACACUGGGUGGCUUUUCUCCUGCGUCCAAACCAUCUUCCCCAAGAGAAGUGAAAACUGAAGAGAAGACUCCAGUGUCUGUGAAUACCAAAACCAUUAAAAAAGAGCCAGAAGAGAGGCAGCAAGUUUCCAAGAGCCCUUACAACGGCAUGAGAAAAGAAAGCAAGAGAAGCAGAAGCAGCAGAAGCGGUAGUCGAUCCAGGUCACGAACAAAGUCACGGUCUCGAUCCCACACGCCCAGGCGGCAUUACAAUAACAGGCGGAGCCUGUCCGGGACGUACAGCUCGAGGUCGCGGAGCAGGUCCCGCAGCCACAGCGGCAGCCCUCGCCGACACCACAACCACGGCUCCCCGCACCUGAAGGCCAAGCACAGCCGGGAGGAGCUGAAGAGCACCAAUAGACACGGUCACAAAAGGAAAAAAUCCCGCUCCCGUUCCCAGAGCAAAUCCAGGGAUCAUUCCGAGGCUGCCAAGAAGCACCGGCACGAGCGGGGCCACCACCGAGACCGGCGCGAGCGGUCCCGCUCCUUCGAGAGGUCGCACAAAGGCAAACACCACGGCAGCGGUCGCUCGGGGCACGGCCGGCACCGGCGCUGA